AACACGGUGGACAAACUCAUCAAGAAAACCAAUCUGGCCCUGGUGAUCGGCACCCACUCUUGGCGGGAGCAGUUCCUGGAAGCCAUCACUGUGAGUCCAGGUGUUGAAGACGAGGAUGAAGACGGGAGAGAGGAGAAGCUGCCCUCUUGCUUCGACUAUGUCAUGCAUUUCCUGACUGUCUUCUGGAAGGUUCUCUUCGCCUGCGUGCCGCCCACCGAGUACUGGAACGGCUGGGCCUGCUUUUGCGUUAGCAUCCUGGUCAUCGGCAUGCUGACCGCUCUGAUCGGCGACCUGGCCUCCCACUUCGGCUGCACCGUGGGGCUCAAGGACUCUGUGAAUGCGGUCGUCUUUGUGGCCUUGGGCACCUCCAUCCCAGAUACCUUUGCCAGCAAAGUGGCCGCCCUGCAGGACCAGUGCGCGGAUGCGUCUAUCGGCAACGUGACGGGCAGCAACGCGGUCAACGUCUUCUUGGGCUUGGGGGUGGCCUGGUCCGUGGCGGCCAUCUACUGGGCUUUCCAAGGCAAAAACUUCGAGGUGCAGACGGGCACCCUGGCUUUCUCCGUCACCCUCUUCACCAUCUUUGCCUUCGUUUGUAUCAGCGUCCUCAUGUACCGCCGGCGGCCCCACAUAGGGGGAGAGCUGGGGGGUCCCCAAACCGCCAAAAUCCUGACCACCUGCCUCUUCGUGGGCCUCUGGCUGAUCUACAUCCUCUUUGCCGGCCUGGAGGCCUACUGCCAUAUCAAGGGCUUCUGA
Messenger RNA from Notechis scutatus (mainland tiger snake), 753 nucleotides. NCBI's taxonomy places the organism in Eukaryota, Metazoa, Chordata, Lepidosauria, Squamata, Elapidae. The record is from RefSeq and is a predicted model, not a curated record.